Linum trigynum is the source of this 4394-nucleotide messenger RNA. The record is from the annotation of a GenBank genome assembly. Lineage: Eukaryota; Viridiplantae; Streptophyta; Magnoliopsida; Malpighiales; Linaceae.
CUUCGACUGUGACUCGAAUUUCAGGUUUGAUUGCACACCGAUAUGAUAGAGGAUGAAGUAAAAAUAUGUUCCACUGAUCAGCACGAAAGGUAAAUUAUAUGUCGACAUCAACAUUCGGCUGGCCGGUAUCUGUUGAUACUAUUUUGUUAGUCAAUGAAUGAUGUCAAUGGGAACUUGCCGAAAAGGGGCCCUUUAUGUUUUUUGUUCGUACGGAAGAACUUGAAGGGAGAUUUUGAACAUGUCAACCAAUAGGUUUAUGAAAAUGAUCAGCAGCUUCCCAAUGGAAGUCGGCAGAUUCCUGAAUCCAAAUGGAAGAAAACAAGACCAAAGCAAACAAUAAAGUCGGCAUUCAGAAAAAGCACGAUAGAAAGUCUCCAGUGCGUUGACAGGGUUAUGCACUUGCAGUUCCUUUGCGAAAAAAGAACCCAACUUUCAAAUAAAAGAACUCACAUUCUUGCUCUGCUGCAUUUUUUUCCGCUGCAACUCCAUGAUUAUUCCAGCAGUGGUUCUUGUUUCACUAAGCUGGAUGAGUUUGUGCUAUUAUCCAACUUUCGGAGCAGGAAGCAGCUGCAGGGAAUCAGAAAGAGAAGCUCUUUCCAGAGUGAUGGCCGAUCUCCAAGACCCUUCAGGCCGGCUCUCUCCACGAGCUGCAGGCAGCAACGGAGACUGCUGCAAUUGGCCUGGCGUCGUAUGCGACAACGUCACUGGUCAUGUCACUGAGCUCCAUCUGGAUUGUCCUCAAUGUUCCGAGGAUUCUACAUUUAAGAGUAAGAUCAGUCCUUCCUUACUCAAGUUGAAGCACCUCAGUUAUCUGGACAUGUCAGGAAACAAUUUCCAAGGGACUCCGAUUCCAGGAUUUAUUGGCUCCAUGAGCAGCUUGAAAUCUCUUUUCCUUGACGAGUCUGGAUUUGGGGGAUUCAUCCCUCAUCAACUUGGGAAUCUCUCCAACUUGCAACAACUUGGCCUCCGGGCUGCUGCUGGUGAUGAUGUUGGGGAUGCGCCAUAUGCUGAUAGUUUGCGGUGGCUUUCUGGUCUUCCUUCGCUAGAAUACCUUGAUUUGAGUUACGUGAAUCUCAGCAAUGCUUCCGAUUGGCUCAACAUGAUAAACACUCUCCCUUCUCUUACAGAAUUGUACCUGUCAAGCUGCCAAAUUCCACAUAACCCACCUUUAGCAAGAGCCAACCUAUCAUCGUUAUCGACUCUUGAUCUGUCCACGAAUCAAUUUGGUCCGACUUCAUUUCCAAGCUGGGUUUCUCAAUUGACAAGCCUGACUUCCUUGGAUCUAGUAGGAAACAACCUUCAAGGUGCAAUUCCAGGGGAGCUUCAAAACCUUACCUCCCUCAUAUAUCUUACACUGUCUUCAAACAAGUUCAAUGGUCCCUUGCCAAAUUGGUUGUUCAGUUUUCGCCACCUCGAGUACCUCGACAUUUCUGCCAAUAAGCUGGAAGGCAGGGUUCCUAAUUCCAUUGGGAACCUGACAUCUCUGGUUACUCUCGAUUUGUCGUACAAUCGGGGUCUUCGAUUUGAAGGAGGGAUUCCAGCAUCAUUCAAAAGCCUCUGCCAUUUGAGUGUACUAUACCUGUCAGGCACAAGGCUGAAUCAAAGUGUAUCAGAGUUGCUCGAAAUCCUUGGAGAGUGUCCUUCUACCAGUCUAAAGCGAAUGUCGCUGUCAGAGUGCCAGCUGUUUGGUCAGUUGAGCGAUGAAAUUAGGAAGUUCAAGAGAUUAAGUCGCCUUUCCCUACAGAUUAACUCCAUUUCUGGACCAAUUCCGAUGUCAUUCGGGGAACUAAAAUCCUUGACAUAUGUAACCCUCGCUAGAAACCAGAUCAAUGGGACAAUUCCCACAAGUUUUGGGGAACUUUCCGAGUUGACGUGGGUUGAUAUUUCUCUCAACUCUAUGGGAGGUGUUAUCUCCCCUGACAUCCACUUCGCCAAACUCACGAAGCUGGCUUGUUUCUUUGCAUCUGGGAAUCGGAUGACGUUGGAAAGUAGACCAGAUUGGAUUGCACCCAAGAUGCUCGAGAUACUGCACUUGAAUUCCUGGUACCUCGGACCUGCCUUCCCCAAAUGGCUCCAAGGGUUUCAGUAUCUCAAGUCUCUUGAUCUCUCCGACUCUGGAAUUUCAGAACCCAUUCCUGAUUGGUUCUGGAGCACGCAUUCUCAGUUCUACUAUCUGAACAUGUCACAUAACCAAAUCCCUGGACGGAUUCCAAAAUUUAUCUCAGUUAGUUCCUUUGACUCGUUAUUUGACUUCAGUUGGAAUAGAUUGGAGGGGCCUCUACCGGUUAUCUCCUCCAAUUUUACUGCAUUGGACCUUUCCAGCAACUUAUUUACCGGGAACUUGCUAAAGUUCUUGUGCUUUAAUCCAACUCAGGCGAGGGACACAGAGUUUCUUAACCUUCAAGACAACUUUCUCUCUGGAGAGAUACCCGAUUGCUGGAGGAGUUGGCAGAACUUGAGGGUUUUGAGGCUGGGCAGCAACAACUUGAAAGGUAAGAUUCCGAGGUCAAUUGGAAGUUUAACCUCCCUUGUUUCACUACGUCUCCAGAAUAACAGCCUGGCCAAUGAAAUCCCUUCAUCAGUCAGUAACUGCACUAGUCUAGUAUCUAUCGACUUGGCCGAUAACAGGUUGGAAGGUAUGCUACCAGAGUGGAUGGGGAAAACCCUUUCGAGUCUCCGGAUCAUCAACUUUCGAGGGAAUAAGUUGCAUGGAAAUAUUCCUGAAGAGCUAUGUCGUCUCCAGCUCCUGCAAAUCUUGGACCUUUCUCAUAACUCGCUUUCAGGCGAAUUGCCAGAAUGUAUUUCCAAUUUCAGCGCCAUGGCAAACAGCUCCAAAAGUGAUGCAGAAGGAGUAAUAUACCUCUUCUUUGGCGGGGCGAAAUCAUUCGUGGAGUAUCAAUUCCUGGUGACACAAGGGCAGGUUAAGGGUUACAGCACCAUACUGAAUUACGUCAGGAGUUUGGACCUUUCCUGGAAUAAGCUAUCAGGAAAGUUUCCGGAGCAGAUGACGAAGCUAAUGGCCUUGCAGUACCUGAACAUGUCUCAUAAUUUACUGUCAGGUGAGAUCCCCGGGGAAAUAGCUGCCAUGGGAUCGCUGGAAUCCUUGGACUUAUCUGGAAACCGAAUCUCAGGGAAAAUCCCUCCAGGAUUGGCAAGUUUGACAUUCUUGAAUCACCUCAACUUGUCACACAACAACUUGAGUGGGAGAAUUCCUUCAAGCACCCAGCUCCACAGUUUUGAUCCAUCCAGCUUUAUCGCAAACAAAGGACUUUGUGGUCCUCCGUUGAAUGUAAGCUGCAACACGAGUUACCUUUUUAGCGUACCUGAUUCUGGUGAGGAUGGCUUGGUUUGGUUCUCCGGAAGCAUAUAUGCUGGUUUUUUGGUUGGGUUUUGGGGCAUAGUUGGUUCUAUAAUAUUCUCCAGACCCUGGAGAGAGUUGUAUUUUGGUUUCAUGGAUCACAUGGAGUUCAAGCUGUGGACGUUGUUGAAGAAGCUGUAGGUCCACAUCCCCUUAUGACAUAUCUAGUACAAAGGGUAGAAGUAGUGAAUCGACGUUGCCUUUGUCAAGCUCAUCACUUAUCUUAGUACUCUUGAACUUCACCAAUCUUUGUACAGAGAAAAGAUUCACCUGUGAAUAUGGAGAGAAAAUUAUCCUUCUAAUCCUCGGCUUCUUCGGUGAACAUCUAUAGUACACUAAGAACAACAAAACCAACCAUAUUAACACUAAUUUUCUUCUCAUGGUUCCCUUGAUAUGACUUCCCAUAAACAUGGUAUAGAAAAUGAGAGGUUACAAACAUGAGAAUGGUCAGAAUUCAGAAAUCGUUAAGUAUAAAAACAGGUUUGUGAUCAAUACUCAAUGCUUGCUGCAAUGUUAUUUAGUCCCUACAAAUUUGUAGUUUGGACAUCAGACGCCAUUUUCCAAGCAUUGAAAUCCAAUGAAAAGGAUGAAUGCUAAUUGACGAUAAAAGGAUCAGGUCCAAUUAAGAGAUCUUUGUUUAUAACCUGGAAAUGGAGGCUGCGCAUUCGUCGUCAUUCUCCGGCUAGGCAACUUGACUACAACAGACGGCAGCUGCUAAUUGCAGCGUCUCUUCUUCUCCUAAAUCCAGAGACCUUGGCUAGCCGCCAACAGAAAGGGAAGACCUUCACUAUCCGGGGUGGGUGAAGAUCGACGUCCGAGACAGGGAGAAGGGAAUGCGACGCGGCGCGAUGGUCGAGAUCGACGGCCGAAGACGGGGGGAGAACGGAAGGCGAUGCGGCCGGCCGGCCGUCAGUUGGAUUCUCAUUCUCUCUAACUGCCAAUUUCCUCUGGAAGAGAAGAGCAUUCUGAACGGCAAGAGUCAAACUUGGGCUGCCGCCAGGUUGACUACGAAGGGGAAGAAACGCGGGGAAACUCC